GUCUCACUUCAGGUCCUGAGAGAUGGUGUUGCCGAGGAAUCUGAAUGACUCCACUGUCAUUACAGUGCUGUCCAUGAUGUUCCUCGCCAUUUGCUUCCUCGUAGCGCCCAUCGGCUCCACCAUGGCCGCGAUGCCCACGGCGCCAGCGAUGCUCACGGCGACCCCGAUGCCCGGUUCGUCCACCCACGUGCCCUCGGACCGCUGUGAUGUACGGCAAGCGGCCUGGUUUGCCGUAGCCGUGUACAAUAAGCAGGCGUCCCAGGAGGAUUAUGCCUACAGGCUCACGUCUAUAGUAUCCGCGGAAACUCAGGUUGUGGCGGGUCUGAACUACAUCUUGACCGCCGAGCUGGGCAUGACUUGGUGCCUGAGAGCGCAGGCGACGGACGCGGAAACCUGCCCUUUGCAAGUCAACAGGAAGGGGCUGCUGUGUCGCUUUACCGUGUACACGAUUCCCUGGGAACGCAAAGCUGUGCUGACGAAGAACAGAUGCAUCGAAAAACCCUUUCCAAUACGCUGCUAUCGCCGAUCCCUCGCACAAGGGACCCGCUGAGUUUUGCGCCCAUUUUGUUUCUGCUCCCGUGUCUUUCGUAUGAACCCGGACAACCUUCCUGUGAAUGUUGUACUUGCUGAAAUAAAGUGUCUGGCGUAAUGCAA
This is a messenger RNA of Brienomyrus brachyistius, 654 nucleotides long. Its product is annotated as cystatin-C-like. The transcript has 4 exons. Lineage: Eukaryota; Metazoa; Chordata; Actinopteri; Osteoglossiformes; Mormyridae. Gene Ontology annotation, molecular function: cysteine-type endopeptidase inhibitor activity. The record is from RefSeq and is a predicted model, not a curated record. The coding region runs from base 23 to 550 and encodes 175 amino acids.